ACGAACGGCACGCGGGCCGCGUGAAGACCAAAAUCGUGGCCGCGGACUUCACGUCGUUAGGCGGCGACGUGCCGCUGGCCAACAGUUACGACAAGGUGCGGCACGAGCUCGGCCGCAUGGACGUAAGGCUGCUGGUGAACAACGCGGGCGUGAGUUACGCGCGGCCGGAACGACUGCUCGACCUGGCGCCCGCCUGUGCCGGCGCGCCACCCGAUCCGUGCCGGGACAUGGUCGAGUGCAACGCGCUGGCCACCGUGGCCAUGUGCAGCACAGUCAUGCCGCUGAUGGUGGCCGGCGCCGGCGGCGUUGUCGUCAACGUGUCGUCGGCUUCGGCUCAUCUCCCGUGUCCGAUGCUCAGCGUUUACGGCGCCGCCAAG
Molecule: messenger RNA, 377 nt
Organism: Melanaphis sacchari
Lineage: Eukaryota; Metazoa; Arthropoda; Insecta; Hemiptera; Aphididae
Product: very-long-chain 3-oxoacyl-CoA reductase-like
Exons: 1
Cellular component (GO): endoplasmic reticulum
Molecular function (GO): oxidoreductase activity
Source: RefSeq, a predicted model, not a curated record